Messenger RNA from Caenorhabditis bovis, 1248 nucleotides. The record is from the annotation of a GenBank genome assembly. NCBI's taxonomy places the organism in Eukaryota, Metazoa, Nematoda, Chromadorea, Rhabditida, Rhabditidae.
AUGUACUGUCAAUUAAUAAAUGGUAUCAAUGGCUCCUAUAAGGAUGUGAUUUUUGGUUUAGAUGAUAAAGCGAGCAUUAAACGGAAUAGGAGGCUUGAAGGCGGCAAUGAGAAGACGCCGUCGACGCAGGAGCAGCCGGUUUUGGAGGCGUCGAAGAGCGGUAUGAAGCCGUCGCUCGAUGAGAACAUCACUCAGGAGCAUGUCGAUGAGACGCCGCCAAAAGUUGAGACGGUGAGCAAGACGAUCAUGGCGCAAUUGGUGCCCGACGAGGAGGAGGCCACACCGCAUCCGAUUCGAUUGUCGCAUUCGUCGUCGGAGAAUACCGAGAAGUUGCAGACGGUGAAAAAACGGGUGAAGCGACGGAAAUGUGUGAAGAAGUCGUCGUCGUCGGGCGAAAAAUAUCGAAGUGCGGCCGUCGAUCGAAGCGCGACGUCGCGAAGCCGCAAGAAGCCGCUGAAAUCGGCGAUGCCGGCAAUGAGAAAGAAGGAGGCGACGCACAAUCGCGUCGAGAAGAAGGAGAGCAGCUCGAUGCGUCGAAAAACGAAGAAGGCGAAAAAGGCGGGGCCGAUGAAGGACGAGACGAUUCUUCGGCAAAUCUUCAACAAGGCCAAAUCGACGUUUAAAGUCAAACCGGACGCGCGACUCGGCGACACCUAUAUUCCGAUGUCCGACGAGUACGAUCGCGAGCCUGACGUGCAGGCCGAGUAUGAGAUCGACGAGGUGCCGACGCCGGAACCGCAAAUCAUUAUCAAUAACGAGAAUAAUGGGAAAUUGUUUGUCAACGGGCUGCCGUUUUGGUGCACCAAAGAGGAGAAGCCGCCGGUGGAAUAUUCGGUGAAUUUCGCCGAAUUGGUGAAAGAUUGCGUCGAGGGCAAAAUGAAGCUGCUUCCCGAGCUAAUCGAGCCCAAUGAUUUGGACAUCUAUCAUCCACUGGAUUAUAUAAUGUCGAGGGAUAAAGAAUAUUUCAAAAAUCAGAAUCGCCUGAUGACAAACACAAUUCGAUCGCUGGUUGGCUGCGGACUGGCGGCGGAAGAAGCCGCGCCGCUUCCGUCGACAUUCCUUCCAGCCAUCACAUUCGUGAUCCCGCAACGAAUGAUAUUGUACAACCGCAAGUGUCGCUUUCAAACCGCCACCACCGUAUUCGUGCCGGGCCAACUGAUGCGAAAACGCAAGAAUCGCAAAAAGAGGAAGAAGAAGAAGGACGGCGAGAAGAAGUCGUCCGAAACCGCCGCGACGCCAUCGUCCUGA